This is a messenger RNA of Coffea eugenioides, 1346 nucleotides long. RefSeq names its product photosynthetic NDH subunit of subcomplex B 2, chloroplastic. Gene Ontology annotation, molecular function: catalytic activity; carbohydrate binding. Lineage: Eukaryota; Viridiplantae; Streptophyta; Magnoliopsida; Gentianales; Rubiaceae. Bases 96 to 1187 code for a protein of 363 amino acids. Gene Ontology annotation, biological process: carbohydrate metabolic process. The transcript has 3 exons. The record is from RefSeq and is a predicted model, not a curated record.
UCUGGGGUGAGAGCCAGGUUAUAGAAGAUUGGCUUGGCCAGUGGACGGUGGUGGUUCAAGAAACAAACUGCUUAGUGCUUAGCUUUCAUUCAAUCAUGGCUUCUAUUCUAUCCUUUCCUCUCCCAAAACCAAGCUCAGCCACUGUUAUGCCUAAAGCUUCUUCUGUUCCAAUCACAUCGUCUCCUCCUCCUGCAGAGACUCUUGACCAGAGGUUUGGUCGCAAAGGCAUUAAAUUCUUGGAGUCCGCAGGAGAUGUUCCGACGGUUGAGCUGACUGUGAGAAAUGGCAGCUCAGUAAAAGUUCAAAUACCCAGUGGUCAUGUCACUUCUUAUAAGCCUAAAGUUUACUGGAAAGAUGAUGGCUUUGAGGAAGUCCUCUACACUCUUCCAGCAAAUGGGAAUUCUUUCAGUUCCCCUGCUCCUCCUCCUUCCAGAGGUGGUAUUGGUUUGGCAUUCAAUGACCUUUCCGACCCAAAUUCAAAAGGGUCUCUUCUCAAAACUUCUGAAUGGACCGUAAAAGAUGUUGAUUCUGAUUCUAUUGAUGCUGUGCAGGUUGAAUUGUGUAGCACCAGUGGAAGUCUGGAAUUAACUUACGUAGUUUCACUCUAUCCCUUGUGCGUGGCAACCGCAGUUAUCGUGAAGAACAAUGGCCGUAAAGCUGUCAACCUGGCUGGCGCCAUUCUUACGCAUUUCAGGAUGAAGGGACGAAGUGGAGCAGGUGUGCGAGGCCUCAAGACCUGCUCUUACUGCACCCUCCCUCCUUUAUCUUCGCACUAUGAGAUUCUAUCUCCAUCUGAAGCUGUUAAAACCGAGGAUCCUGGCUUCUUCUCUUUUGGCUGGGAGGCCGAAAAGAAACCAGGAGAAUGGAGUGUGCAAGGCGUUCCCUUCACAGUAUUGAAGCAUAAGCUCAGUAGAGUUUAUGCUGCUCCACCAGCUGAUAGAUUGAAAGAGUUCUGCAAUACCACACCUUCAAAAUAUGAGGUACUUGAUCAGGGCCGAGAGCUCUUCUUUAGGUUUAUACGAAUGGGUUUUGAAGAUAUAUAUUUGUCCAGCCCUGGUUCUGUCUCUCGGAAGUAUGGGAAGGAUUACUUUAUAUGUACGGGCCCUGCUUCAAUGCUGGUUCCGAUCGUCAUCAACCCUGGUGAGGAGUGGAGGGGGGCACAAGUCAUCGAGCACGAUAAUUUGUAAAAACCAUCAAUUUAACAGACAGCACCAAUUGAUUUUCGCCCUUGAGUUUGUUCUGAGAUGUGCAGAUAUUGAAAUAUGUACAUUGUAGCAUCAAUCUAUUUCAUGAAUCGUGAUAAUUGAGCAGUUCUUGGAUAACAACUUAGCGGGACGAUUCAUAUA